GGCAGAGCCGAGCGGGGCUGUGCGGAGCGCGGUGAGGCCCGGCCCGGGGAGCCGGCAUGAGGCUGGGCAGGUCGGGCCCCCAGCAGCAGGUACCGCGGGCGGAGGGGGGGUCGCGCUUCUCGAGAUGAGCUCGUUGCAGGCGUAAGCACGCUGUGCGGCGGCGUUAUUUGGGGGAAGGAAGAAAUGCUCCUUGAAGUUUGGCUCGGGAAAUCCUUCUUUACCGUACUAACGGGCAGCUCCGAACGCUGCCGGCGCUGCCUCGCGCGGACGGCGCCUCGGAGCACCGACUGCUCGGCUUCGGCAUCGCGCGGCCGUAACCGCCUCGGUUAAACUCGCUCCCUUCUGCGUCUCCCGCGUAGCGGCAGCUUAGUCGGUGCUCGCGGCGGGGAGGUGGCAGACCUUCCUUCCGAGUCUCGCCUCCCUGCUGCGGCGCUGGGACGGAGGGUCGGUGCCGCGGUCUCUGGGGCCGCGUCCGUGCAUGUGCGGGCAUGUCUGCUGCUGGGCUGCGCGACGGCUCAGAGCCGGGGAUGGCACGGGGCGGGCGGCCGCAGCGCUUUCUGCCGUCGUACCGCCUGUGCUGUGCUGUGCUGUGUUGUGAGGCAGCCGCGGAUGCUUCAGGGGGUGGGUAAAUGAGCAGAAUAGGAAAAGCCAGCGGUUCUGUCCAGCCCCGUCUUUAGAAAUGAUGUAGGUGUUGAGGGAUAUUUUCUCCGUCGUUAGGAAGUGUUUAAUCCGUACUCUUCGUGUCCGGAUCUGUUUUAUUUCCUAAAGCCGCCCGUCUGCUAAGGGAGCCCCCCGGGGCUGCCGUGUCGGCACAACCGAAAGUGCGGCUUUCAAGCUGAGCGCCCAUCAGCCCGGAGACGGUAAGCGUAGAGGGAGAUCGAAACAGCGGCUUAUCCUUAGAGGUUGGAAACUGAGGCAUUGAGCCGUGCAGCGUUCACAUAGCCUUUGCCACGUCCCUACCAGAAUGGAGAUGUGGAUCUGCGCUUCCUGAGGGCUGGGUUGGUGCCAGGAUCUAUGGACCAGAGGGAACGCAAGAUGCACAGCACCGCGCUCGUUCUGUAUCAGUGGCACAACCGCACGGCGGCCGGCUGUGUACUGAACAGCGUGUCCUGGACACCCUGCCAAAAAUGCUCUGUGCAACUUUGCUGCUGCUGAACCAGGAACUCGGCAUAAGAAUUCCUAGACCGCUGGGACACGGACCAAGCAGAUUCAUCCCAGAGAAGGAGACCGUUCAAGUGGGAAGCGAAGACGCCAUGAUGCACGCGCUGUUUGCGGACUCUUUCGCUACGCUGGGCCGAUUGGACAACGUUACCUUGGUGAUGGUUUUCCACCCACAGUAUCUGGAAAGCUUUCUGAAAACUCAGCACUAUCUGCUGCAGAUGGACGGCCCGCUCCCUCUUCAUUACCGGCACUACAUCGGGAUCAUGGCUGCAGCCAGACAUCAGUGCUCUUACCUUGUUAACCUCCACGUGAAUGACUUCCUGCACGUUGGUGGAGACCCGAAAUGGUUGAAUGGCCUGGAAAAUGCACCGCAAAAACUGCAGAAUUUGGGAGAACUGAACAAAAUGUUGGCUCACCGACCCUGGCUUAUCACCAAGGAGCAUAUCGAGCAACUUUUGAAGACAGAAGAGAACAGCUGGUCCCUGGCAGAGCUGAUCCACGCUGUUGUUCUGCUGACACACUACCACUCCCUUGCUUCCUUCACGUUUGGCUGCGGAAUCAGCCCGGAGAUCGACUGCGAAGGCGGUCACACCUUCAGGCCACCUUCCGUCAGCAACUACUGCUUGUGUGAUAUCACAAAUGGCUACCACGGGGUAGAUGACAUUCAUGCCAGCCCAGCUGCAAGUAUUCCGACUACAGAGUCUGUCUGUGAAGUUGAAGCUCUUAUGGAGAAAAUGAAGCAACUGCAGGAGUGCAGAGAUGAAGAGGAAGCCAGCCAGGAGGAGAUGGCUACACGUUUUGAAAGAGAGAAGAGAGAAAGCAUGUUCGUGUGUUCUUCAGAGGAUGAAGAAUCGGCACCAACGAGAGAUGUGUCUCGUCACUUUGAGGACACCAGCUAUGGUUACAAGGACUUCUCCAGACAUGGGAUGCACGUGCCCACCUUUCGAGCUCAGGAUUACUCUUGGGAAGACCACGGCUAUUCCUUGGUUAAUCGCCUUUACCCAGAUGUGGGACAGCUACUUGAUGAGAAGUUUCACAUUGCUUAUAAUCUGACUUACAACACAAUGGCCAUGCACAAAGAUGUGGAUACCUCAAUGCUAAGACGAGCUAUUUGGAACUAUAUUCAUUGUAUGUUUGGAAUAAGAUACGAUGAUUACGACUAUGGUGAAAUUAAUCAGUUGUUGGACCGCAGCUUUAAAGUUUAUAUCAAGACUGUGGUUUGCACUCCUGAAAAGACCACAAAGAGAAUGUAUGAUAGCUUCUGGAGGCAGUUUGAACACUCUGAGAAGGGGCAAACGACCUUACCACCUCUUCCUUUGCUAACAACCCCCUCCGCUCCACAGGUCCAUGUAAAUUUGCUUCUGGUAGAAGCUCGGAUGCAAGCCGAACUACUUUAUGCUCUGAGAGCUAUUACUCGCUAUAUGACCUGAUGUCUCCGGCUGCCUGUCGACGCUGGAAUGUUCCGCAGCUGCAGUAUGGCAGAGGAAGAUACGAAGCCUCAGGACCAAUGGUAGCUAUAAAUUAAGAUGCCCAUUGUGCCAUAACUCCCUUAGAUUCAGCUCUUUCCACGUUUGGAAUGUCACCGCUGCCACGGGGCAGCGAACGCUUGGCAGUUGAAAAGACGGGGCUGUGCCGAAGCGCUGCCCGCUGGGGGUGGUUUGGCUUCAGCCAGCACGGGACGCUCUAUGGACUUGUGGCAAUACCGCAAACCAUGGCUGUAUAGAUCUUGUAAGGCAAACGCAACAGGAGUUGGAGCGUGAAAGGAAGUGGGACUUGAUGACAUUUGCUUUCCCUACGAGAAUAAUUUUAGAAAAUCUUGAUGCUGCUAUUUGUGCUGGUGGAGCAAACAGAGAGGCUGUUCCAGCUAAGCUCAAAGUGAAAGCGAGCACUGCUAUUGUCUGAGCCUUUAUUGUGCGUGGUUUCCAAAAAGCCUUGUUAUUUAGAUUUAUUUUUAAUCAGAACUAAACCUCCUCUGUCCACACUGAUGAUUUGAAUGAUAGCAGUCAAUUUUCUCAACUAGUUUAGCCUUAAGAUGCUGUAGGACGUUUGUUCGGCGUUAUUUGGAGAGCUCCAAAGUGCAAUGGUCUUCCUAUGGAAAGAAGAGGACGUGGUCCUUAGAGCUUUGUACAGAUCUGACCACGUCCGGUGUCACACAGCCCCUCGUCCUGCUUCUCCAGGGUGAGCUGAUCCCUGCUCAGGGCCUGCGACAAGGGAUGGGAAUGUUGUUCAAGGCUGCCAAACAGUCCUACUGCGUUACGUGCCCAACGCUGGUCUUACUGAUUUUUUGCAGUUGCUUAAAUAACUAGGCUAAAAACCAUCUAUUUUUAGUAAAUCAAAACAUGAUUAAAAUGCUGACAUUUAAUAUACAGUCCUUUUGGAGAACACAUGAAUACUUUUGUAUGAGUGUGAAUUGCUUUUUAAAUAUGUCAGUAUUAUUGGUAUUUUUUAAAUAAAGAUAACAACUUUU
This is a messenger RNA of Gallus gallus (chicken), 3628 nucleotides long. It is a transcript of the gene SESN1, whose product is annotated as sestrin 1. Gene Ontology annotation, molecular function: L-leucine binding; oxidoreductase activity, acting on peroxide as acceptor. Gene Ontology annotation, cellular component: nucleus. The record is from RefSeq and is a predicted model, not a curated record. The coding region runs from base 1128 to 2591 and encodes 487 amino acids. Gene Ontology annotation, biological process: negative regulation of TORC1 signaling; positive regulation of macroautophagy; cellular response to leucine starvation. The transcript has 13 exons. NCBI's taxonomy places the organism in Eukaryota, Metazoa, Chordata, Aves, Galliformes, Phasianidae.